Messenger RNA from Anguilla anguilla (European eel), 7436 nucleotides. It is a transcript of the gene lrrk1, whose product is annotated as leucine-rich repeat kinase 1. Gene Ontology annotation, biological process: protein phosphorylation. Gene Ontology annotation, molecular function: protein binding; protein kinase activity; ATP binding. The record is from RefSeq and is a predicted model, not a curated record. Bases 463 to 6558 code for a protein of 2031 amino acids. NCBI's taxonomy places the organism in Eukaryota, Metazoa, Chordata, Actinopteri, Anguilliformes, Anguillidae. The transcript is spliced from 34 exons.
AAACAAUACUUGCAACUUCUGCCUUGAUAUGUGGUUAACUCUUGAAGGAAAAGUUUGUGUCGCAAUGACUGUUGCAUGUGGCCUACAGUAAAUGCAGUAUAAAUAUGUUUCAGUGGUUUUCAGGAUUGAGGAAGUAGGCUAACCAAGCUAGACAGUUCUUUACCCCGGUUCAUCCAGAUCGUCAGUCCACGAAUCAAACUUGGUUGACUACGUAAUUCUUGAGUCCGUUUUGUGUGUUUUUCUUUUUGGUUACGAGUACGACUGUACAGUAUACUAUGUCGCAGUCAGCACGCAGCACCACAAAAGAAUGAGGUUGCAGAUUGACUUGGACCAACUGGCAAUAAAUCACAAAGCAUACAAUUUGCCCCCUUCCCUCAAGUCUGCUGUCCCACUCUCUCAGCAACGAUACAUUUGUAGAAUAAGCUGGCAUCUUUUGAAUUUGUCUCACCCUUUGGAUGAAGCAUGUACUGGUCUGUGGGAUUCAGUGAGAUCAGUGGUGACAAAGAGAACAACAUGGCUGAACAAGAAGGCACCCCCGACAUGGGAGGCAAGCAGUCGGUCCUGGGGAACGGCGCCUUCGGCAAGUCGCCCACCCUGGAGAACAUCCAGGCCGCCUACAGGGACGGGGAGAGCGGGAAGGCUCAGGAGCUGAUCAGGAUCUCCUGCGGGGAGAGCGGAGGAGCCCGGCUGGGAAGGCUUGAGCUCCUGUGUGCGGCGGCUCAGCACGGAGACCUGGAAAGCGCGCGGUACCUGGUGCGGGAGGAGCGGGCACCCGUCCCGCGGGAGCCCAGCGAGGACAACCCCGCCAUCCUGGCCGCUCACUUCGGACACCCCCAGGUGGUGAAAGAGCUGCUGGACACCAUGCCGGCCCCCAGCGUCCCGCGCGACCUGCUGAACUGGAUGCUGGCCACGGCCUGCCAGCGGGGCCACCUGGAGGUGGUGAAGCUGCUGGUCCAGGGCUACAGCGCCGACGCGGAGGACUGCGCCAUCCGCAACGACGACUUCGCCGUCAUCACCGGGCUGCCCCUGUACGCAGCCGCGCAGGCCGGGAACGAGGAGAUCUCUUGCUUUCUGCUGCAGAAUGGAGCCGGCUUCUCAUCCUACACCCUGAUGGACCAUCCUGCCUUCUCCAGGCAACUGCUCAGGACUCAGUUUAUGGAGGAAAGUGAGGCAGAGGACAGCGGGGAAGUGGAGGACGCUCUCUUUGUGCGCUGGUCAGGGCUGAAGCUACCAUGGCUGGAGCUGGACUGGUUCAUCGACCUCUCAUCCCGCAUCACGCACCUGGACCUGUCUUCCAACGGCCUUUCGGCCCUCCCUUCGGUGGUCCCCUGGGGCCUCAUCAACCUCCACAGGCUGGACUUCUCCAACAACCAGCUGAAAGAGCUGCCCACUGCCCGCUCUUCCCAGGAGAUCAUCUGCACCCAGUUGCGUGAAGUUAACCUCUCUCAGAACGAGCUGGCUUGCCUUCCCUCUGGCCUGCUGCACCUGACCCGCAUUAAGAAGCUCACUGCAGCCAAGAACCAGCUCAAAGCACUAUUCGACAUCCCAAACGGGACCAACUGGAUUGGCCUCCGUAAACUGGAGGAGCUGGACGUCUCAGACAACCUCCUGUCGGCCCUCCCCUCCUCUGUGCUCCACUGCUUUAAGUCCCUGGUGUGCCUGAACGUGAACAGGAACAAGCUGACUGAGUUCCCUGACCCCUGGGCCUGCCCCCUGAAGCAUUGCAGAGCAGCUUCUAAUGAGAUCAGAAGCGUCCCUGACACGAUUUCCAUCUUCUGGAAGACUCCGCUGAAGGAGGUGGAUUUCUCAGAGAAUGCACUCAAGGAGCUGCCUGACCACAUUUUUGAGCUUGAGGGCCUGGUUUCACUGAAGCUCUGUGGGAACCAGCUUUCUGCUCUACCUUUGCCUGCAAAGUGGAAAUGCUCUCAGCUGAAAAUGCUGGACCUUUCCAGAAACCAGCUGGGGAAGAACGUGGAAGCCCCAAAAACCAAGAAACUGGCAUUCUUCACCACCUGGCACAGGAGAGAUCCAGACCCAGCAUCUACCAUCGAAUUUUCCACAAUACUGCGGGAUUCGCUGGAAGUGCUUUUCUUGAACGACAACCAGCUGGAGUCAGUGCCGCAGUCUGUGUGCAGUCUGAGGAACCUCUCUGAGCUCUACCUUUCCAAUAAUCCGGGAAUCCGAGAGCUGCCGUCUGAGCUGGGACAGCUGUCUAAUCUCUGGCAACUCGACAUCGAAGACCUUAACAUCAGCAAUAUCCCGCCCGAGGUCAAAAAGGAAGGACCCGCGGCUGUGCUGGGCUAUCUGAGGGCCCAUUUGAGGAAAGCGGAGCCCUGCAAAUUGCUGAAGAUGAUCGUGGUGGGACCGCCCCGACAGGGCAAGACCACCCUCCUGGAGGCCCUGCAGACGGGCCGGGUAGGCCAGUUCCUCCCCCUGGACUCCAGCAUCCGGACCUCAGCCUGGACUCUGGAGAGGCCCAGCGGAGUCAAAACCAAUGUGGAUUCAGUGGAGUUCAAUGUGUGGGACAUCGGGGGCCCUGCCAGCAUGUCUACAGUCAAUCAGUGUUUCUUCACGGACAAGGCGGUGUAUGUAGUCAUAUGGAACCUGGCCCUGGGCGAGGAGGCCGUGGCUAACCUGCAGUCCUGGUUAUUAAACAUUGAGGCCCGAGCCCCUAACUCCGCUGUGGUGGUGAUCGGCACGCACCUAGACCUCAUCGACACCAAGUUCCGGACCGAGAGGAUCGCCACUCUCCGUGCCUACAUCCUAGCGCUCUGCCGAUCACCCUCCGGCGCCAGGGCCAGCGGCUAUCCGGACAUCACUUGGAAGCACCUGCACGAAGUGUCGUGUAAGACUCUGGAGGGCCUGGACGGACUGAGGAGGCUCAUUUACCAGGUGUCCUGCUACAUGAAGGACACCAACGGCUCCUCCAGUUGCCAGAAAGUGGUUGGGAGGCUGAUCCCUAAAAGCUACCUGGUCCUGCAGGACGCGGUGAUCGCGGAGCGCGAGCGGAGGGAAGCCGACGAUGAGGUGCAGUACCUGACCGACCUCCAGCUGGAGCAGGUCAUCCACCAGGACCCCGGCAGUGACAUCAAGGAAUACGAGGACCCGCAGUCCGCCAUCAGCUUCCUGAUUGAGACGGGCACCCUGUUGCACUUCCCGGACACCAGCCACGGCCUGUGCAAGCUGUACUUCCUGGACCCGGUGUGGCUCUCGGAAUGUCUGGAGCGCAUCGUCCACAUCAAGAGCUCGCGCUCGGUGGCGCGCAACGGCGUCAUCCGGGCCGAGGACCUGCGCAUGCUGCUGGUGGGGACCGGCUUCACCCAGCAGACCGAGGAGCAGUACUUCCAGUUCCUGGCCAAGUUUGAGAUCGCCCUGCCCGUGGCCAGCGACAGUUACCUGCUCCCUCACCUCCUGCCCCCUAAGCCAGCCAUGGACAUCUACGGCUUCCGCCAACAGACCGCUAACACUAUCCAGCGCCUCUUCAAGAUGAGCUUCGUCCCAGCGGGAUUCUGGGAGCGCUUCAUUGCCAGGAUGUUGAUAAGCCUGACCGAGAUGGAUCUCCAGACUUUCGAGAACAGAAAGAACGCCAGGAGCCUGAGGAACCGCAACACGGUCAUUUACAGCUUCGCGGGCAACCAGCAGAGGAGCAGGUGCAGCACGUUCCGCGUCAGACGCAGCCAGACCAUCUACUGGAAGGAGGGGCUGCUGGUCACGUUCGAUGGGGGGUUCUUAAGCGUGGAGUCCUCUGACGUCAACUGGAAGAGGAAGAAGAGCGGGGGCAUCAAGAUCAUCUGCCAGUCGGAGACGCGAGACUUCUCCGCCAUGGCCUUCAUCACCGAUCACGUCAACUCCCUGAUAGAGCAGUGGUUUCCCGCCCUGACGGCCAGUGAGAGCGACGGUACGCUGCUCAUAGAGCAGUACGCCCCCUGCCCCGACUGCGCCGCCACGGCCGAGCAGAAGGGUGAGGAUCUGCCUGUGGACCCCAGCCCCAGCCCCAGCCCCGUGCACUACUUCAACAUGGAGCACUGCGUGAUGACCGCGGUGGAGAAAGACCAUGUGAUCUGUCCCAACCACCCCGAGCGGCCCGUGCCCCUGCAGGAGCUGGUUCCUGAGAUCUUCAUGACCGACUUCCCAGCACGCCUGUUCCUGGAGAAGGGCCAGCUGGAGUGCAGCGAGGAGGAGCAGGACGUCCUGGGCCAGGGGGGCAGCGGCACCAUCAUCUACAGGGCCAGGUACAGGGGGCUCCCCGUGGCCGUCAAGCGCUUCCACUUCAAGAAGUGCCGGCAGAAGUCGCUGGACCGCGGCACAGACACCAUGGUCAAGCACUUGCAGUCGAUGGACGCCAGCAGGAACUUCUCCGAGUUCCGGCAGGAGGCCAGCAUGCUCCACUCGCUGCAGCACCCGUGCAUCGUGGCCCUGCUGGGCAUCAGCGUCCACCCGCUCUGCUUCGUCCUGCAGCUGGCGCCCCUGGGCAGCCUCAACACGGUGCUGGAGGAGCACGCCAAGGGGGCUCAGUACAUGCCACUGGGCCACAUGCUGACCUUCAGGGCAGCCUAUCAGAUUGCAGUAGGGCUGGCCUAUCUGCACAGGAAGAACAUCAUCUUCUGUGACCUCAAGUCCGACAACAUCCUGGUCUGGUCCUUGGAGGUGCACGAUCCGGUCAACAUCAAGCUCUCGGACUACGGCAUCUCCCGGCAGUCGUUCCACGAGGGGGCGCUGGGCGUGGAGGGCACACCAGGCUACCAGGCCCCCGAAAUCAAGCCGGGCAUCGUAUAUGACGAGAAGGUAGACAUGUUUUCCUACGGCAUGGUCCUGUACGAGCUUCUGUCCGGGCGUCGGCCCGUCCUGGGCCAUCACCAGCUCCAGAUCUCCAAAAAGCUGUCCAAGGGCAUCCGCCCCGUGCUGGGCAGCCCAGAGGAGGUGCAGUUCUACUUUCUGCAGAGCCUGAUGGUUGAAUGCUGGGAUACCAAACCGGAGAGGCGCCCCCUGGCCAUGCCGCUGCUGCGACAGAUGCAGGACCCCAGCUUCCCCUGCUUCCGGUACCUUCUGCCCUGCGAGAGGCACAGCCAGCUGUUCCUGUCCUCGCAGCAGGGACACAGCGCCGUCUUCUGGGACGGGGACAAGGACAAAAGGAAUUACUCUGUGGUGAACAUAGAGAAAGGCCUGGUGGAAGUGAGGCGAAUGGCCUGUCCAGGACCCAAACUCAGCUGUCAGAUGAAGGUAGAAAGCUCGCUGUGGACCGCAACUGAGGACCAGCAUAUAUACAUCUACAGUCUGAAGGACAUGUGUCCUCUGAGCCACCCCCAGAAGGAGCUGUCCUGCCCAGCAGUGGUCUCCUGCAUAUUCACUGUGCCUGCCAAGAAAGAUACUCUUCCUCUGGUGUUUGUUGGCAUGGCGGACGGGCUGGUAGCCGUGUACACGCUGGUGAACGACAUGCCGCUGGACGGGGAGACCUACCUGUGCUCCCACACGCUCAACAAGUCAGUGUUUAAGCUUGAGGACGACGACCCCCGGCUGAAGCCGUACCCGGUGAGGAGCAUGGUGCUGGCGCACAGCGGCUCCGAGGUGUGGUACAGCAACGGCCCCGGGCUCCUGGUCAUCGACUGCCUCUCCCGGCCCCUGAGGGCCGUCCGGCGCCUGGACCCCUACCUGCACCCGUCCACCGUGACGUCCCUGGCCUCCAGCUCAGGCAGCGGCUGGGUGGAGGAGGCGGUGUGGUGCCUGGACGACCUGACCAACACCCUGCUGAUGUACCACGCUGCCAGCUACCAGCUGUGCGCCUCCUACAGCUGCGGGGACGCCAACCCGCUGAGGGACACCUUCGCCGUUCAGAGGCCGACGGGGGUGGAGCCGGCCCCUCCUCCUUUCCCGGAGAAGGACAGCCCCGCCAAGGACCCCGCCCCCGGGGAGGUGACGGUCCUCCACAGCGAGGAAUCGGGCACGCAGAUCAUCUGCCACCAGGACUCACUGACGGACUACUGCUCCAUGACGUCGUCGUCCGUCUCGUCCGAGCAGCUGGGGCACAUGGGCCGGUCCAGCUCGGGGGCGCUCAGCUCGCUGGCCAGCUCGGCCAGCAUGCCCUUCUCCACGGACUGCGAGGACCCCUCCCCGGGCGAGGGAUUGGACCCCGCCCCACAGAGCCACGCCCUUUCAGACCAGCAGAGCCACGCCCCUUCAGACCAGCAGAGCCACACCCCUUCAGAACAGCAGAGCCACGCCCCUUCACACCUGCAGGCACUCAGUGUGCUGCCAGUCAGAGGAACCCUGUGGAUUCCCAGGCGUGGUGGUGACGUGAUGGUGAUCGAGCUGCAGCAGCAGGACGAGCUCCUGAGGGGACGGGUCAUCGCGGUGCUCAGCGGCCCCGGGCUGGCCCAGCACGGGACGCUGGUUGAAGCUGCUUUGGUCGCGAAGGACACUGUUGUGUGCGGCUUUUGCAAUGAAAACAUGGAGUGGUGCCUGGCUGUCUGGCGGGGCUGGGGAGCCCGAGAGCUGGAAGUCUUCUACCAGUCCUACGAGGAGCUGGGACGGCUCGAGACCAGCAUGAGAAGAAGAAGGUAGCUCUUGUGCGGCGCAGAAUCGGAGCUCUGUGUGGGCCGGGCUCGGGGAAUACACGUUGACAGGCCGCACUGUUCCGAGCGAGGGGGGCCAGCACGCCGUGACAUCAGCGCCACGCACAGGGGGGGUGGAGCCAUCGGGGUUCAGGUGUUGGAGGAGGGGGGGGUUCGGAAUACCCUGUGGGGGAGCGCUUCUCUCCCGCAGACCCUCUUCCACGGACCCGUCAACAGCACAUUGCAGUACUGCACUGCAGCACUUGACCUGGGAUAUGACGACUGUACAAGAGGGACGUCUGUUGCUGGAUGUGACAUGGAGCCUUGGGCCUAACACUGGGCCAGUGUGCCAGCACCUCCACAGAGAGGAGCGACUGAAGCUCUUCAGGGGAGGAGUGGGGAGGAGCAUCGGACAUCAAGUAAACAGCCAUAUCAACUUGCAUGUCGAUUUACCCCUAAACCAUCUCAAAACACUCGAGGGUCAAAGUGGCUCUUUGUGGGUCUCGGCAGAGUAGGGGGGAGUGGUUCAGGAAACAAACAAAAGUGAGAGAGUCAAACGCCGGCACUAAAGAAAAUGGCAGAGACUCCUGCCAAAUCUGUGAAGAUUAGCUGCCGGGAGUUUGGGAAGAGGACUGAAGACAGGAUUUUAAUCUUUUGAUAGCGUCAGAGACCGACCAUCUGUUUCGAGUCCGAAGCAGCUCCGCCUGAGACUUGAGACAGCUGUCCUGCAGGAGAGGCCCGCGCUGGGUGACCGUUCCCAUGGGCACUGCGUUUCCCGAGAGACGGCAUGAAAUGUAUUUGUAAUUUAUAGUGAGCGGUAUACUCGCUCUCUGCAUGUGUAAAUAGAACAGAACCGUGUUGUAUAUAUUAAAAUAUCUAUGUAAACCA